This is a messenger RNA of Eucalyptus grandis, 3389 nucleotides long. RefSeq names its product probable receptor-like protein kinase At1g30570. The transcript has a single exon. Gene Ontology annotation, molecular function: transmembrane receptor protein tyrosine kinase activity; ATP binding. Gene Ontology annotation, biological process: protein autophosphorylation. The record is from RefSeq and is a predicted model, not a curated record. Gene Ontology annotation, cellular component: plasmodesma; plasma membrane. Lineage: Eukaryota; Viridiplantae; Streptophyta; Magnoliopsida; Myrtales; Myrtaceae. Bases 590 to 3136 code for a protein of 848 amino acids.
GGAAGUAGCUUCAAACAAAAGCUAAAGAAAACUCGGGAUCAGCUUCUGCAUCAUUUCGCCAUACUGUACCUGCAGUCCCACCGAAAGCGCCGUCCUUUCUCUGUCCUUUUCCGAAAUAUUAUCCACCCCUGCCUCUCUCUGUCUCUCUCUCUGUCUCUCCUUUCGCUAAAGCUCUCGGCUUUCGCCUCCAUAUUAUUCUUCCUCCAUGUUGCUUUUUCCCCUUUCGUUGCUGGCCCCGUGAAGUUCAGAUCUGUGGGGCGGUUUGAGCCUGGACGUUUGAAGAGAAGUUCAGUCCAUCCUGAGAAGGACAAGUUGCAGCAGCGUCUUUCCCACUAUGUUGGGCCAGAGAGGUUAGAGUCAAGAGGUGGGAUUUGGGUGAAAGGGAAGCCUUUUGGUGUGAAUUGUCAGCGUGGGUAUGUAGAGUUUUAUGCACUGGGGAGACAAAUUCUUUUUUAGAAUUUUCUCAAAUCGGUGGAGUUCUGUGAAUCUUUUCUCCUGUGCUGCUGUACAUCAGCAUCGUUGUUGGGUACUCCUCCAUUCGGGUUUUUCUUGGAUUUGAAAGAUUGUCGCUGGUGGGUUUUCGAGGGGAAUGCAGAUGGGAAAGUUGGCAACUUUGGUUUUGCUCUAUGCAGUGUCCUUCUGGUCAAUGGUUGGAACUGGGGAAGCCCAGUUGAAGACUGUCCUGAUAAAUUGCGGCACGAAUUCUGGCGUUGAUGUUGAUGGCAGGAGAUGGGUUGGUGACUUGGCCGCUAACAACAAUCUCACCAUUAGUCCCGCUCCGGUGGCCGACCCCGCGGCGAUGAGCGGGAAUACUUCCUUAGGUCCGAUCUACGAAUCCGCCCGUGUUUUCUCAGGUGGAUUGAACUAUACCUUUCAACAAGUCCAGGGGGACUAUUUCCUCCGGCUUCAUUUCUGCCCGUUCGCCUUGGACAAUCACAAUGUGAAUGAAUCCGUGUUCGAUGUCGCGGCGAACGGUUUGGGACUGCUGUCGCAAUACAGUGUUUCGACCGAUAUCGCGACCAAGAACAUGGAAUUGCAGCGUUCGGGAAGCAACAUUUCAUCCUAUCUGAUCAAGGAGUUCUUCCUCUCCAUCGGUUCGAACGAGCUCGUCGUCGAGUUUCUUCCAUCGAAAGGGUCGUUCGGGUUCAUAAACGGACUAGAAUUGGUGGCGUCGGAGGAUAACCUGUUUGCCGGCGCAAUCAGUAAAGUUGGAGGGAAUAGCGCGAAUUUGAAUGUGAGCGGACGGGGUAUGGAAACAAUGUACAGAUUGAAUGUUGGGGGAUCUCGUAUCAAUCCCAGUGAAGAUCCGGAUCUCCAGAGGACAUGGGAGGUCGAUACCGGCUACAUGACCAACGUCGACGCCGGCUCUCAAAUCAGAAACAAUUCGAACAUUACUUAUGCAUCGUCCAACGACUCGUCGGUAGCUCCCCUUCGCGUGUAUGAGACGGCGAGGACCAUGUCCAACAACCAAGUUCUUGAGAAGAGGUUCAACAUGUCGUGGAAGGUCACGGUGGAUCCGGGCUUCGACUACCUGAUCCGGUUACAUUUCUGCGAGCUGCUCUUCGGACAGCCCAACCAGAGGAACUUCAGGAUCUACGUGAACAACAGGACCGCGGCCGAUAACUUCGAUAUCUAUGCCCGAGCCGGAGGGAAGAACAGAGCGUAUCACCAGGACUAUUUGGACGCGGUCUCGUCGAGGGUCAACACGCUGUGGAUUCAACUCGGGCCCGACACGGCCACCGGGGCGUCCGGAACCGAUGCUCUGUUGAACGGUCUGGAGAUAUAUAAGCUGAGCCGAAACGGAAAUCUUGCCUAUGUAGUUGCAUCCAAUCCAGCUCAAAACACGGCGAACAAUUCGAAAGCUCGUGUUCUCUUGGUUGGAAUCGGAGCCGGCGUAGGCUCUGUACUGAUCCUUGCAUUCGUAGCUACUAUCGUCUUCCUCCUGUGGAGAAGGCGGAGUCGCAAGAACGGCGGUAAAAACAACGCCCCUGGGUGGCGGCCGCUCUUCCUUCACGGGGCCUCAUUGAAUACCGCUAAUGCCAAGGAAGCGGCGGGAACCAAAAACCAGUUCGGAUCUGUCGCCUCGACGAGAUUGGAGAGGCGAUUUACGGUAGCAGAAAUUAGAGCGGCGACGAAGAACUUCGAUGAGAAUAUGGUCAUUGGAGUAGGGGGUUUCGGAAAGGUGUACAGAGGCGAAAUCGAAGACGGCACCCUCGCCGCCAUCAAGCGCGCCCAUCCUCAGUCGCAGCAAGGCCUUGCUGAAUUCGAGACGGAGAUCGAGAUGCUCUCGAAGCUGAGGCAUAGGCAUCUGGUUUCCAUGAUCGGGUUCUGCGAGGAACAGAACGAGAUGAUCCUGGUGUACGAGUACAUGGCCAACGGAACUCUGCGAAGCCAUCUCUUCGGCAGUGAUCUUCCGCCGUUGAGCUGGAGGCGGCGGCUGGAGGUCUGCAUCGGAGCUGCGCGAGGACUGCAUUACCUUCAUACCGGAGCCGACCGAGGAAUAAUCCAUAGGGAUGUCAAGACGACCAACAUUCUGCUCGACGAGAACUUCGUGGCGAAGAUGUCGGAUUUCGGAUUGUCGAAGACAGGUCCUGCCCUGGAACACACCCAUGUUAGCACUGCAGUGAAAGGGAGCUUCGGAUACCUCGACCCUGAGUACUUCCGGCGACAGCAGUUGACGCAAAAGUCCGAUGUGUACUCUUUCGGGGUCGUGCUAUUCGAAGUCGUCUGUGCUCGGGCUGUCAUAAAUCCGAGCUUACCGAAGGAUCAGAUAAACCUUGCCGAAUGGGCUUUACGAUGGCAACGGGAGAGAUCGCUCGAGACCAUCAUCGACCCGCGUCUCAGGGGACAGUAUUCGCCGGAGUCGAUGAAGAAGUUCGGGGAGAUAGCAGAGAAGUGUCUCGCCGACGAGGGGAAGUGCCGGCCGACCAUGGGAGAGGUUCUGUGGCACCUGGAGUACGUCUUGCAGCUCCACGACGCCUGGCUGCGAGCGAACGACGAAGGAAGUUCCUCCCUCCACGUCGAGAGUUCGGAAGAUCGCCAGGCGGGAGGAGGCAGCGGCGGCGGCGUGGAGGAGAGACGAAACCCGCUGUUUACAGCGGAGGGGAACGGUGAAUCCGCCGCCGGAGAUGAUUAGAGAGGAGGGUUUCCACCGGGCAAGGAGUACAGACCGCGUAUCUUAUUACAUUCUUUUAUACGUUAUUCACUAUUCAUUCCAAUUCGUUCCGCUUAAAUUCCAGAGCACCUGUAAGCGCUCCUAAUUGAACAUGUUCUAAGAAUCUCGGCCUGAGGAGGGUUCGAGUCGUAAGAAAACCGAGAGUUUUCGCGCGUAAUCUAUUGAUUUUCUUGCAUUUGAUCUUUCGAUCAUCGGUUCAUGUCUGAUUCAGUGC